Messenger RNA from Penicillium chermesinum, 306 nucleotides. RefSeq lists its product as uncharacterized. The transcript has 2 exons. The record is from RefSeq and is a predicted model, not a curated record. Lineage: Eukaryota; Fungi; Ascomycota; Eurotiomycetes; Eurotiales; Aspergillaceae. Bases 1 to 306 code for a protein of 101 amino acids.
AUGUCAUCGAUACGUCGGAACUUCUCGACUACAGCUCGCGCUCUCCUUGAAUUCAUAUGGAAGGGGACGACCUCUAACCCCCAAUACGAGGCUCGUAUUAAAGCGAAACUUGCCAAGAACCGGAAACUAGCCGAUGCUGAUAAGGUGGAGAUUGCUGGUGACGAACACACCUCGCCAGAAGACCCUAAGGCUCGCGUGUCGGGGCAAGUGUUCAAGAACAACCGUCGACUUACAUCUCUCCACGCAUAUCACGAUGGAACGAUCAUAUACUCCAAGGACAGUAUCAACAAAGCCCAAGAAGACUAA